Messenger RNA from Helianthus annuus (common sunflower), 4901 nucleotides. Its product is annotated as disease resistance protein RUN1. NCBI's taxonomy places the organism in Eukaryota, Viridiplantae, Streptophyta, Magnoliopsida, Asterales, Asteraceae. The transcript has 9 exons. The record is from RefSeq and is a predicted model, not a curated record. Gene Ontology annotation, molecular function: ADP binding; protein binding. The coding region runs from base 281 to 3094 and encodes 937 amino acids. Gene Ontology annotation, biological process: signal transduction; defense response.
CUAACGCCCUUCACUUCUCGGCACUUCCGUCAGGAGUUAUUCUGAUAUUUCAAUCUUCACGCUCUGCUUUUGAUCUAUAUAAAAAACCUACUCUGGAUUGGUUUCUGUACUUAGAAUAUCUCCUUCUCCAACAACACCACCCCUCCAAUCGCCAAAAUUAAGGAUUCAAAAUCACAGCUCCAUUGAUCCAUCUAAGCAAUCAAAACCAAGUUCCGAUCAAUUGCUGAUUUCACGGCUUAUAUCAAAAUCUCAGGAUCUGUCGAGCGUAAGCAUAUCUUCAAUGGCUUCUUCAAGUUCAAGUGUUCACAAUAAGAGCUACCUGUAUGAUGUGUUUCUGAGCUUCAGUGGUGUAGACACCCGCAAGACCUUUGUUGAUCAUCUUUAUGUUGCUCUUGAUCAGUAUGGUAUUCGCACGUUCAAGGAUGACGAGAGACUCGAGAAAGGAGAAAGGAUCAGUGAUGAGCUCUUACAAUCUAUUGAAGAUUCGAGAUGCUACAUUAUUAUUUUCUCCAAAAACUAUGCAUCUUCAUCAUGGUGCUUAAACGAGCUUCUCAAGAUCAUGGAGUGUCAUAAGACGGGCGAGCGGACUGCCUUCCCUGUGUUCUACGAUGUGGAACCCUCUGAAGUCCGAAAACAAACCGGAGCAGUUGGGGAUGCCCUUGCCAUACAUAGGAACAUGAAUGAAUCAGAGGUUGGAAGAUGGAGAGAGGCUCUUAAAGAAGCAGCCAAUUUGUCUGGUUGGGAUGUCAGGAAGACUACUAAUGGGCAUGAAGCUCAAGUCAUUAAAUCAAUUGUUGAAAAGGUUUCACUCAAGUUAUGGCCCAUUGAUAGUAAUGUCGAUGAGAACUUAGUAGGCAUGGAACAGAGGAUGCAAGCUCUCGAUCCUUAUUUAGAGAUUGGUUUGAAUGAUGUUCGCAUGGUAGGGAUCAAGGGCAUGGGGGGUACUGGAAAGACUACUUUGGCCCGAACCAUUUUUGAUAAACAGUUCGUUAAUUUUGAGGGUAGAAGCUUUGUUGAGAAUGUGAGGGAAACAACCACUCGGUCCGGUUUGCAGAAGUUGCAAAAACAAGUCCUUAGAGAUGUGUUAAAGGAUAAAAACAUCACUGUAAGUAGUGUUCAUGAAGGGACAAAGCUAAUGAAAACAAGGUUACGUGGGAAAAAAGUUCUACUUGUUCUCGAUGAUGUGGAUCAAAGAGAGCAACUUGAGGCAUUAGCUGGUAAUCCUAAUUGGUUCAAGUUGGGAAGUAGAAUUAUAAUUACAACUAGAGAUGGGCAGGUGCUUGAAGCACAUAGAGUGAACUUGAUACAUGAUGUCAAUCUUUUAUCUAAUGAGGAAGCUAUUUGCCUCUUCAGUAGGCAUGCAUUUGGGAAAGAUAUUCCAACUCAAGAGUACGAAAGGCGUUCACGCAAAGUUGUAAGUUAUGCUGUUGGACUUCCCUUAACAAUUAAAGUUUUGGGUUCAGAUCUGCGUGGUAAAGAUGAUAGUGUAUGGACAUAUACACUAGAAAGACUCAAAACAAUCCCAUUGAAGGAAACAAUUCAAAUAUUGGAACUAAGUUACAAAAACCUGGAGGAUGAUUACAAGGAAAUAUUCCUAGAUGUGGCGUGUUUUCUUAAAGGUUGGAAAAAAGAAGAUGCAAUAAGGAUGCUUGAAAGUUGCGGAUUUGAUGCUAAAUAUGGUUUGAGUGUUCUUGAGCAAAAAUCUCUAAUCGUAACUUUAAAAGGACGUUAUGAUGCAGUCAUAGACAUGCAUGACCAUCUAGUCGAAAUGGGCAAGAAUAUUGUACGCCGUGAGCAUCCGGAUGAGCCCAACAAACAUAGCCGAUUAUGGAUUGAAGAGGAAAUCGAACACGCCAUGGCUGAUAACUCGGGUAGUGAAGCAACAAAAUGUAUAGAUCUAAAUAUCACUCGUGGUAUUUAUUUGAAAGGUUUUGGAAAUAUGAAGAAACUUAGAUGCCUUAUUGUGAACCAUGGAAAACACAAAGUUUCUCAUGACCUUGUGAACCACUUGUGGUAUUUUUUUGGAAAGUUUUGGAAACAUGACAAAGGUCGCCGGUAUUUUCCAAACUCGUUACAAUAUCUAUAUUGGUCCAUUUACCCUCAUUGGUGUUUACCCAAAACAUUUGAAGCAAAUAAUCUUGUUGCACUUGAAAUGUCUUAUAGCAAAAUCAAACAACUUUGGGAAGGUGAAAAGGUUAUGGAGAAGCUCAAAUUCCUUAACUUGAGUUAUGCAGAAGAGUUAGGGAGCCUUGACCUUGGACUGACACCCAAUCUUGAGAGGCUACAUCUUGAAUGUUGUUAUAAAUUGGUAGCACUUGACGUGCACGGUGGAUGUCUAAAAAGCCUUGUCUAUUUAAACCUAACUGAGUGCAAGUGUUUGAAGUCUAUAUCUUUUAUUGAGCAGAUGGAAUCUCUUGAGGUUCUUGAUCUAAGCUGGUUACAUUUGAGGGAAUUCCCAGAUUAUAUAAUCAUUGGACACUCCAGCAGUAGUUUGCUAGAGCUGAAUCUUUCAUAUAAUGAAGAUAUAGAAGAAGUGCCCUCAUCAGUUGGAAAUCUUUAUAAGCUUGUCUCUCUAAAUCUCACUAGAUGCUCUAAUCUCAAGAGUCUUCCAGGAAGCAUUUGUAGUUUACAACAUUUGACAACUCUUAAGCUUGGAUACACUAGAAUAGAGGAAUUGCCAGAGGACCUUGGCCAACUGGAAUGUUUAGAAUACCUUUAUUUAAGUAGAACAAAAGUUAAACAUCUCCCUGGUAGCAUUUGUAUGUUGAGACAUCUCGAAACCCUAGAUCUUUCAGGGUGUUUACGUCUUGAGAAGUUACCUGAGGAUGUUGGCCAAUUAGAAUCUUUGGAGAAAUUAGAUCUACAACAUUGCCGUAAUUUAAGAGAAAUUCCCAACAGCAUUUGUAAGUUGAAAUGUCUCAAACAGUUGAGGCUUGGAGGAUGUAAGAGGGUUGAAAAACUGCCAGACGAACUAGGAAACUUAAAAUGUUUACAAUAUUUAGAAGUUUGGGGUACUGGCAUAACUCAGCUUCCACAGAGCAUUUAUUCAGUGAAAGGUUUGAAAAUCAACAAACCCCAUGAUGAAUUGUUGUGAUGAGGUUUUCCACAUAGUGAAGGAAGGGGGUAGGGUUUUUUAGAUGGGCUUAGAAGAAAUGUCGGAGGCCGCAAUCCAAUUUUACCCACAAAAUCUAAUUUCCCAAUGUUUCCACAACAAUCCCAAACAACUUCUUUCCCAAUUAAUAGCAAUCCUUUUCGAUACUGACGGAACUCUUUGUGACUCAGAUCCUGUCCAUUACAAUGCCUUAUGCUCCAAGAGAUAGUGUUUAAUGGCAGCAGGCAGUUCCAAUACGCAAAAGAACCAUUUAAUUAGCUCAAUGAUCUCUGAGUGACGCAGCAGCUCGACCAAGAAUUCAAAAGUUUGACCAAAGGAUCUUUAUCAGUGCAAAGGAACAGUGGAACCUAAUGUGGCUGGCUAUACUCAGUGACGCACACAAGGGUCUGGUCCAUCAGCUUUGGCAUAAAAGAGGGGUUAAAAAUGAUAUAUCAAACACGUUCUUGGGAAUGAAGCAUCUACUUGCUCAUAUGCUAAGAGGGUCCAACGGCAUACGCCAUAUGUAUGCAUGCACAAACCGAACAAGAAUUCAAUAGUUGACCAAAGGUCAACUGUAGAUACAUGAACAUGUAAAGUAUACAACCUCCUUAAUCAAUUGUAUUAAAAACGGGUAGUUGUAAAGUAUGCUUCACAAAAGUCUGACCUCAGUAUCUCCAAUUGACUGACUUGCUCACGAAAUGCACCUGUGAAGAGUGAUUCCCAUGUAAGGUACACAUAAGAUACAAACACUUAUUAUUGAUAUAAAACCCAAUGGAAACCAGUAGUAAAUAAUUCAGUGAUCCCUCAAUAAGCCGUCUAUAACCCUGUUCGGGAGCCGCAAUCAAAUGUGGCUGAUAACCAUCUGCCUCUGAAACAAGUUUCCUCACAUUUUAUCGAAAUAGCCAUGUACAAUCAUUAAUCGAAAUAGACCUGGUCACUUGUUUUAAAUCCAAUCGAAAUAGGCUUUGGUGGAAUCGAAAUAGAUCAAAUCUAUUUUGAUAUGUAUCCUUAAUAAACACAGCCUAUUUGGAUGAUUAUGAGUGCAUGUUCUAUUUCGAUAACCGUUAUCUUUCUUUCUCUAUUUCGAUGAUGUCUUAUUGUUUCAUUAUGUUAUUUUCACUCACAUAUUUGACAGGACGAUGUCAAAUAUGUGGUCUUGAUACGAGACGAACCCAACCCUUUUAUAAUAAGACGGCAAGCUAUGAGUACGAUAGAUGCAAGGGUAUUCAGAUUUAUUAUACUGGCAUAACUCACCUUCCACAGAGCAUUUAUUCGGUGAAAGGUUUGGAAAUUAUAAGAUCGCAUGUUGAUUGGUUUAUUGAGAGACCCAAAGUAGAUAGAAGUUCCAGAGGACAAUUGAAGAGUGGAGCUCCACACAUUGAUCAACACUAGAGCAAAAUUAAUUCAUGAAAACCAAUAUUACUCACAAAACUAACUCUCCCAACGUUUUCCACAACAGUUCCAUCCGCUUCAUCAUUUUCCGACCCAAUUAAUAGGUAGGUAUGUUUCUUCACUAAUUGAUGAUGCUGUUUGUUUUGGCAUUGAUUUGUGAAUCUGUUAAGAGGGUUUUCAGAAUGUCAUCAGUAGUUCAUGUAUAUAGAUAGUGAAAUUUGAUUGCAGCUGUCUUGUAUUCCAUUCCAUUUGGGCACCAGUUUGGGUUUCAUCUUUAUGUAAGUGAAGUCAUGGGAGAUGACACUGAUUAGAUGCUUGUUUCAGUCCCGUAUGGAUCAAGUGUACGACUAAUGUCACAAUUGGUUUUCUCUUCAUUUUAUUUAAAAUUUAUGAGUGGUCAUACAUUACACUUCGAACU